AUGAUUCAAAUUCUCAAAUUAGGGUUCCACAAUUUAACUUUCAGGAGCUUGUUUGCAGUAAAUUAUAGAAGCCUGAAAUUUAAAGGUCCGUCUUCUGUGAAGUUAGAAUUAAUGGGUUCUAAAAGACCCCGGUCGAUUUCCUCGCAUUCAGCUGUGAGUGAUCAUUUAAGUAUUGAUGCAUCAAAAUCCCAAAAGACUGUUUCCAAGGACAAUGUUAGGGAAAGUGAGCUGCUUGGGGAUGAUUCCAAGAAUAUAGAGGAUAUGACAGUUCAACAGCUGAGAUCGAGAUUGAGGCAUAUAGGGAUUCCUGCCAAAGGUACUAAGCAGGAACUUGUCUCUGCCUUGAAGAAUUCUUUGAACAGCCAAAUAGAUGGUGAAGGUUCUUUGGAUCAAAGCAAUCAAGUAACAACCAAAGAUGAGCCAAAUAUCACUAAAAACAACUCAAAAAGAAAAUUUAGAGGGUUAUCAACUAGAAAGCUUGUCCAAAUUACAGCCGAUGAUUCAGAGACUUCUGGAACUAAAAAGUCAAAGAGAACUGUAAAGCAAUCUCCUGCAAACACCGUUGACGUAAAAAUUUUGCAGAAUAUGAAGGAGCAAGAGCUGACAUCCAUUGAUGCAGAAAGUUACAGAGUUGACCUCGCCGUAGAGGAACCUUGGACUAUUUUUGCUCACAAGAAGCCACAAAAAGGGUGGGUUGCUUACAAUCCCAAAACUAUGAGGUCACCUCCUCUUGCUGCUGAUACAGCACAUUUGAAGUUAAUGUCUUGGAAUGUCAAUGGUUUAAGAGCUUUAUUGAAGUUGGAGAGCUUUUCCACAUUGCAACUUGCACAAAGAGAAAAUUUUGAUGUAUUAUGCUUGCAAGAGACUAAACUCCAGGAGAAAGAUGUUGAGUCAAUCAAACAAAGUCUCCUAGAAGGUUACGACAAUAGCUUUUGGACAUGCAGUGUCUCGAAGCUAGGUUAUUCUGGUACAGCUAUUAUUUCACGGAUGAAACCACUUUCCGUCAGAUAUGGACUGGGCAUAUCAGAUCACGAUAGUGAAGGACGUCUUGUAACAGUGGAAUUUGAUAAUUUCUAUUUGUUGAGUAGCUAUGUUCCCAAUUCUGGUGAUGGUCUAAGAAGACUGUCAUACAGAAUUAGUCAGUGGGAUCCUUCACUUAGCAACUACAUGAAAGAUCUAGAACGAUUAAAGCCUGUCAUUCUGACAGGUGAUUUGAAUUGUGCUCAUCAGGAAAUAGACAUCUACAAUCCGGCAGGUAAUAGAAGAAGUGCGGGUUUUACAGAUGAAGAAAGGAAUUCAUUUCAAACAAACUUUUUAGACAAGGGUUUUGUGGAUACCUUUAGGAAACAGCACCCUGAUGUUGUGGGUUAUACUUAUUGGGGCUACAGGCACGGUGCACGAAAAACUAACAGAGGGUGGCGGCUUGACUAUUUCCUCGUCUCCGAAUCAAUUUCAGACAUGGUUCACGACUCAUAUAUUCUCCCUGAUGUUACUGGAAGCGAUCAUAGUCCCAUUGGCCUCAUUCUCAAGCUUUAG
This is a messenger RNA of Fraxinus pennsylvanica, 1536 nucleotides long. Lineage: Eukaryota; Viridiplantae; Streptophyta; Magnoliopsida; Lamiales; Oleaceae. The record is from the annotation of a GenBank genome assembly.